GUACACCUCUAGGCAACAAAAGAAAGCCUUGCCUGCACAUUCACUUCAACUCGCAUGAUGUCCAGGUUUUCCAACUUUUAACCAGCUCAUUGAUAGGCAAAGCGCGUGCGUAGAUUCCUUUGAGGGUUGACCACCAUCGCAGUUAUGGCGCCCAGCGUCAAGAUGUUCCUUGCGCCCGCUCUUAUAAUGGGCCUCAAGGCGAUGAAGGUUGAUUUCGCCGCGCCAGAAAACCUUCUCGUUAUACGAGGAGUGUACGGUGUUUCUGUAGUUGCCGUAUUUUUAGCGUACCUUGCGAUUGCCUAUAAACUGAGCACGACGGGCGACAUGCAGAAGAAGCUAAAGGUGAAGGAGAAGAACGUCUCAGGCCAAGAAAUCGAGACGGUCCUAACUUACGCGGCCUACGAUCAGAAGGAGCUUCAAAAGCUGGCGAUCCAGUUCUUGAUGGGGGUGGGGAUGACUGUCUUCAUUCACUACAAGUGGAAUGUUGUUCCCGCUCUAAUCCUACAAGCAGUUAUGGGACCAGUGAACCUAACAGAUCACGCACUUGCGAAGAUCUACUUGUUUGGAAAGAAGGAAACGAAGCGGCCUUUCAAGGACGAGAGCAAUCCGCUCGCGGCCAUGUUCAAGCCCCCAGAGCCGGCGGCUGAGGAGGUUGAGGGAUCCCCCGAGGCGGAGACUACGACACCAGCGGUUGAGGCGUCAGCCGCUCCGAAGUCGUCGUCAAAGGAUUCAAAAAUCCCCCAAAAGGACUCAAAAGUUCUUCGAUUGGAUACGGACACGCGGAAAAGGAAAUAAGGGAAGAGCGAAGUUGAUACUUGGAACAGCCGCAGGCCUGGGGUUUGCGGAGUGUCGCUGUCUUUGGGGAGAACCACGUUAUCAACGGCUAAACGGUCUGAUCAGCCGACAUUGGAACUGGAUCAUCAUGGAUGAGGUAAUGUGCACUUCAGUGGAGCCGGGGCUUCUAUAGUUAAGGUUUGUUUGUAAGGUUGAAAUAAGGUCAGGGUAUCGCAAGAACUUCUUCAGAACUGCAACAUGUCUUGUGCUUCAGUAUAGGGGAGGACUUGUUUUGACAGGGACACGGCAUCAUGCAUGGCAUGCAACAACAAUGCCAGACGAAUCGAAGGCAAUAGGUAGAUAGGACAUACUCAUAUCUAAGUUCAAAUGCUGGCAGUGUCAAGUAUCUCCGAAGAGCCUUGUUCUCCUUCGUGAAAUUCGUUGUCAAUCAUACAUACUGCAGUCUCGAAA
Klebsormidium nitens is the source of this 1245-nucleotide messenger RNA. The record is from the annotation of a GenBank genome assembly. NCBI's taxonomy places the organism in Eukaryota, Viridiplantae, Streptophyta, Klebsormidiophyceae, Klebsormidiales, Klebsormidiaceae.